Messenger RNA from Amoebophrya sp. A120, 1825 nucleotides. Lineage: Eukaryota; Dinophyceae; Syndiniales; Amoebophryaceae. The record is from the annotation of a GenBank genome assembly.
AUCGGGCACAAGGACCCCAACGCGCUGCUCGGCUACCAGCUGUACCUGGACGACGGACGGGGCGGCCCCUUUCAUCUCGAGUUCGACGGCACGCAGCGCGGCAACCGCAUGACGAACAACACCCUGGUCGAGGGUCUGACGGCUGGCCGGAUCUACCGGGCUUAUGUCGUCGGGGUAUCCUGGAACGGCGUCGGCAUGCGCGGCGAGAUCUUGUACUUUCCGAUGAUGCGCCCGCCGGGAAGGCCGCUGGAACUGUCGUACACGAGGCUUUCAACAAGAUCUAUCACCUUGCAGUGGAAAGGGUCGUCCGUGCCAUUCCAGGAGCUAGCGCCGCUGAAAUACCAACUGAUUCUCUUCUCCAAGCGCACCAGGCAGGGGACGUACGAAACGUGGUACGCGAUCGACGUGCCGGGGACGUUCUUCGGUCCGGAGACCAUGUUCAACUUGGAGAAUGACAGAACCUACCAGCUCAAGAUCGUCGGUGUCAACACGCUGGGCACGUUUUCCCAACCUUCCGCUCCGGUGUACUACCUCGCGAGUAACGUUCCGUCCUUCCCUACGCCCAGAAAAAAACCCAUCCCAAUGCCAAUCCAUUGUGGCUGCAUGCAACAAAUCAUGAAAUAGUAAAUUAGAGCUCUUUUUGUCAUGCGAAGAUGGAUGCUGGCAAAGGCAAAGCCAAGCCAUGCUAACGGCGCGGGGUUCUUUUCUGUGGAUAUGCCCCUCCGGGGACAACAAAGUGUGGCGCACAGCGUCGAACCGCACGUCUGUGACCCUCCGGUGGGUAACCGUCAGUCGUGGUGACAUUGGCGGUAACGUGGAAAUCUUCGACAGCAAGGAGUCUUGGGGAUUUCAGGUUUAUGUGUCCGAUGAGUUCAAUGCGACAAAGUGGAUGGCGUGCGACUACUACGGGGAGGGGAACGACAGAACCACCUGCGUUACCCCUUACACCCAUCCUCUCACUUGCGGAAUCAUCUACAACUUCUGGAUCGGGAUAAGGUCCAUUGUAGGCCUUUCCAUCCUGCCUGUGCAGCCGCACCUGUCCUUCCGGCUGACAGUGCCGCCAAGUGAGCCCCGCAACCUCCGCGUGAUCACGACUUCCAUGCGCACGAUCAAGAUCGCCUGGGACAUUCCCUCCACUCCGGGUUGUGAGAAGCUGUUCCAAUACCGCAUCAAGCGGCUUCCCCACAACCACGCUUCGACCGACCCAUCGUUCCAAGUCGUGGCGAAAUCGCUGACCGCGGACCAGGUAACGGACCAGAACGCGUUAGCGCCGCCCCAGGAGUACACCGACAACGGCGCUUGCGGGACGAGUCAGGGGUGCAGUUGUUCGGAUGAUCCGCUGGAAAAUCACUGCUUCAUCCCCGGAAGGAUGUACCAGUACCGAGUGGAAGCACGUGGCGCGGUUUUGGACGACACGGGCGGGCAGUUCGACGGGCCAGCCGGGUAUUCCGUCUCUUCCAACACGAUCACAACGUACGCAGCGAACCGCCCGUCGGCUCUGGGCAGCCCGCCGCAAUGGACGUUCUCGAAUCGCACGACGAUCAUCAUCCGGUGGCAGGGGCUCACGGUGGACAACAUUUUGAACUUUUUGCCCGUCACGAGCUACAGCCUGUACAUGGCGUCGGGAAUCGCCGAUCCCUUCGUCUUCCAAGGGAAUUACACCGGCACCGAGGCGGUUAUCCACGGACUAUCUGGCGGGGGUACGUACCGCUUCUAUGUGAAGGGUGUGAACGCGCUCGGCGAGGGAGAUCCGUCAGCGGAAGCUUGUAUCCUGGCUUCCGACCGGCCAGAGCCGCCGCUCGAGCCGACCGUCACCACCCCCGGG